AUGGCGCAGCAUGCGAUGUGCCUGCUUCGGCGCUUCAUUGGGUUUACAGCGCCGCCGGCACAGAGAGCCCUGAGUACCACUGCUACACCAAUGGUGGAGGGUGCGGUGGUGGCUGAGGCGACGGCGAAGGAGGCGAAGAGGAGGAAGAAGAAGAAUCUGUUUGACGUGGCGCAGUUCCUGCCGGAGUGGGGCAUCGGAUACAAGGUUGCCAAGACCACCUGGCGCGACGUCUCCUAUCAGAUCACCAAGAUCAACCUGUACAAGGAGCUCCAACUGGGGCCUUCUAAGAAUUUAGUAAAGUCCUUUGUUUCUUUGGUAGCAGUCGUAGGACCGAGUCCAGGCGUCCGAAAAGGGCAGGCGUUGCGACACCAACGUGCUCAUCUCUCGCCCGGCCUUGAAAUCUCCACACCGACCGCGCCAUCCCUCGCUUCGCCCCUACUUAAAAUCUCCGAGCAGCCUCCGCUUCGCCACGCAGAGAGCUCAGAGCAGCAACCGCCGAAGCAAGCAAGCGAAGCGAAGCACGCGCGCGCGGCCGGCGUCAAGCUCAGGCUCAGGUGCGCGUGCGCGGGCACCGGGCAGCCAGCAGUAGCCAGAGCACAGGGGGAUGGCGAUCGUGGGCGCGGAGUACUGCGACCCCGAGGAACGCGUCCUGACGGUGCGCAAGACCUCGCACUUCUCCCCGGCGACGGCUUCGCGGCCUACGACCACCGCACGGGCGGGCUCGCCUUCCGCGCCGACACCUACGGCCGGGGCCACGGCGGGGGUGCCGCGUCGGCGGGCGAGCUCGCGCUGCUCGGCCCUGCCGGGGAGCCGCUCCUCACCGUGCGCCGGCGGCGCCCGUCCCUGCACCACCGAUGGGAGGGCUUCCUCGGCGCCCGCGCCGACGGCCAGAAGGCGCUCUUCUCGGCCCGCCGCCCGUCCAUCCUCGGCGGCGCCGCGGCCGGCGCCGUCAUCGAGCUCCUCCAGCCGCCGCUCCCCUCCUCGUCGCCGCCGGCCGUGGCCGCCGCCCCCGAGCUGCUCCGCGUGGACGGGUCCUUCCCGCGGCGGUGCUGCCGCGUGGUGGCGGCGCCCAGGGCCGAGGGGGAGAAGGCCAAGGUCAAGGUGGUGGCGGAGAUCAGGCGGAAGGUGGACGAGGGGGCGCGCGUUGUCAUGGGCCGCGACGUGUUCGUCCUGCGGGUGAGCCCCGGCUUCGACGCGGCGUUCGCCAUGGGGAUCGUGCUCGUGCUCGACCAGAUCGCGGGCGACGAGGCCAGCGUCGACGCUGGAGCGGACGUCAUCGACGCCAAGAUUUGA
Molecule: messenger RNA, 1293 nt
Organism: Miscanthus lutarioriparius
Lineage: Eukaryota; Viridiplantae; Streptophyta; Magnoliopsida; Poales; Poaceae
Source: the annotation of a GenBank genome assembly